Gadus morhua (Atlantic cod) is the source of this 428-nucleotide messenger RNA. Its product is annotated as histone H4. Gene Ontology annotation, molecular function: protein heterodimerization activity; DNA binding; structural constituent of chromatin. The transcript has a single exon. The coding region runs from base 15 to 332 and encodes 105 amino acids. The record is from RefSeq and is a predicted model, not a curated record. Lineage: Eukaryota; Metazoa; Chordata; Actinopteri; Gadiformes; Gadidae. Gene Ontology annotation, cellular component: nucleosome.
AAAGCUUCUGGAAAAUGUCCGGACGCGGGAAAGGAGGAAAGGGGCUCGGAAAAGGAGGCGCCAAGCGUCACCGUAAAGUUCUCCGUGAUAACAUCCAGGGAAUCACCAAGCCCGCAAUUCGCCGUCUGGCUCGUCGUGGCGGUGUGAAGCGUAUCUCCGGCCUCAUCUACGAGGAGACCCGCGGUGUCCUCAAGGUGUUCCUUGAGAACGUGAUCCGUGAUGCCGUCACCUACACCGAGCACGCCAAGAGGAAGACCGUCACCGCCAUGGAUGUUGUCUAUGCCCUGAAGAGGCAGGGACGUAGGCCUACCCUGUACGGCUUCGGCGGUUAAACCAGACUCAACAAACUAUGACCCCAAUGGCUCUUUUAAGAGCCACUCAAAUCUUUCUAAGAGUCUCCUACCUUGAUCUAGGUAUAGCCUUUAAGU